Amyelois transitella is the source of this 680-nucleotide messenger RNA. It is a transcript of the gene awd, whose product is annotated as nucleoside diphosphate kinase. The transcript has a single exon. Gene Ontology annotation, molecular function: nucleoside diphosphate kinase activity. Lineage: Eukaryota; Metazoa; Arthropoda; Insecta; Lepidoptera; Pyralidae. The record is from RefSeq and is a predicted model, not a curated record. The coding region runs from base 30 to 563 and encodes 177 amino acids. Gene Ontology annotation, biological process: GTP biosynthetic process; CTP biosynthetic process; UTP biosynthetic process.
GAACGCUUUCAAAAAGUCGAUUUUGGCGUAUGAUUGCCACUUUGUCCGUUCUCAUAACCUAUCUCGCACGUAUCAUUGCUAACUCUCUGCCGGCCUUUAUGAUGGCGGAACCACGUGAAAGAACUUUUAUCAUGAUAAAACCAGAUGGUGUCCAACGUGGGCUGGUCGGGACUAUUAUCAAACGCUUUGAGAAGAAAGGCUUCAAGUUAGUAGCCCUCAAGUUCAUGUGGCCAUCUGAAGAACUCCUCAAGAAACACUACAGUGACUUAGCAUCACGACCUUUCUUCCCCGGUCUCGUGAAAUACAUGAAUUCUGGCCCAGUUGUUCCAAUGGUAUGGGAGGGACUUAACGUUGUGAAGACUGGUCGCCAAAUGCUGGGCGCUACAAACCCAGCUGAUUCUCAGCCAGGCACCAUUCGCGGUGACCUGUGCAUCCAGGUUGGUCGUAACAUUAUCCAUGGGUCCGAUAGUGUUGAAGCUGCCAAUAAGGAAAUCUCACUUUGGUUUACCGAGAAAGAGCUUGUUGGUUGGUCACCAGCUGAUGAGAACUGGGUUUACGAAUAAAGCAUUUACUGAGCAUAUAAUUUAUAACCUUUUUUUAUGUUAUCAAAUACAUUAUGUGUAUUGCAAUUUAUGUAAAGCUUAUGUACCUUAUAAGUUUCAAUAAAAUUAUUUUAUGAA